CGCCAAUGGGAGCAAAGGCACGCCCCACAGCACAUAAGUGACGGUGUUACUGGGCAGACACGCUGAGGUGAAGUACGGGAGUUUGGAGGGAUCAAAACAUAAACAGGCAGAGGAAAAGCAGCGAGGCGGAAGGGCUAAAUAUCCAAGGGAACAUUUAUUCAGUUUCUAUCAGGUUUAUAAAACACAAUGGAAAUAGAGACACCAAGCGACAUAAAUGCUAAUGUAGUAGAGUCUGAUUCUGAACUAAGUGGAGUAGAGCAAAACAGGACUGAAGAAAAUGGCGAUUUGGCCGAAUCUUCCAUUAGUGAAGCCAGACUUAAUGCCAAAGCGCAGCGGCGCCUGAGGAAGAAUUCUUCCCGAGACUCUGGAAGAGGCGACUCUGUCGGUGAUAAUGGGGACAGCACCCGGGCAGUUCUGCCCACAAGCCCAAAGUCAAAACUUAUGGAUAGAAAAUCCCGAACUGGAAAAGGAAGAGGCUUGCCAAAAAAAGGAGGAGCUGGGGGUAAAGGAGUGUGGGGGACACCCGGACAAAUUUAUGAUGAAGAAAUUGUUGAUAUCAAAGAUCCAAAUUAUGAUGACCAGGACAACUGCAUGUAUGAGAAAACUGUUCUUCCUCUAGAUGAAAAAUCCUUUGAGAAAUCAGUCACUCCAAUUGUGCAGGAAUAUUUUGAACAUGGGGAUACAAAUGAAGUUGCAGAAAUGUUACGAGAUUUAAACCUUGGGGAAAUGAAAUGUGGCCUGCCAGUGUUGGCAGUGUCCCUCGCUCUGGAAGGAAAAGCCAGCCACCGGGAAAUGACAUCCAAGCUUCUCUCACAUCUCUGUGGAACUCUACUUAGUACUGAGGAUGUGGAACGAUCAUUUGACAAACUCCUCCAGGAGCUGCCGGAACUGGUUUUGGAUACUCCUCAAGCACCACAGUUGGUGGGACAGUUUAUUGCCAGAGCUGUUGGAGAUGAGAUCCUGAGCUCCACUUACUUAGAGGGCUACAGAGGGACAGUGGAUUGCAUUCACUCUCGUGCGGCAUUGAAUCGGGCAGCAUUGUUACUGCGGAUCACAAAGGGAGGAAGAAGAAGAAUAGACAGUGUUUGGGGCACUGGCGGGGGACAGCAGCCAGUUAAGAAGCUGGUUAAAGAGAUUGACAUGCUGCUGAAAGAGUAUGCGCUUUCUGGAGAUGUUGUAGAAGCAGAACGGUGCCUGCAGGAGCUCGAAGUUCCUCACUUUCACCAUGAAUUAGUUUACGAAGUGAUAAUGAUGGUUUUGGAAGCAACUAGUAACAACACAUACACAAUGAUGCUUUGUUUGCUGGAAGCCUUGUGGAAGUCAGGUGUUAUAACACUGGACCAAAUGAAAAGGGGAUAUGACCGAAUAUAUCAAGAAAUUCCGGACAUUAACUUGGAUGUACCCAAGGCAUAUUCUGUACUGGAGCGAUUUGUGGAGGAUUGCUUUAAAGUUGGAAUUAUUUCCAGACAAAUAAGAGACCUCUGUCCUUGCAGAGGAAGAAAGCGGUUUGUAAGUGAAGGAGACGGCGGGCGCCUGAAAAGAGAGAGUUACUAACAAUCGGCAGCCUCCCUGUCUCCCAUGAUGAGGAUGAAGAAGGAUUUUGUGGGGCUUUUCUACUUAAGAUGUAAAUGUUAUGGGUAACAGCCUUUAAAUAACCGUUUUUGUUAUGUCACAGAUUCAGGGUCAUUUACAUAUAAAGCUGCUCACCCCAACAGGGGAGAAUUUGUAUAAGCUGCCCCCUCUGAAGUGCCAUUAGCUUCUACUCUAUUCCAUGCUCUGCACUGGUGUACACGACUGUAAAAUCACGAUUAAAACAAAGCUCUUUAUAACACGGGAAUUACUUCAACCCAGGUGCCUCCAGGCUGUUGGGGGAUGCUGGUAGUUGUAGUUUAACAGCACUUAAGAGGCCACAGGUUGUGUGUAUCUGAUUUAACCCCUCUUUGGCUGCUGCUUUUCAAAACCUUGACUUUGGAAGUGGGAUAUAAAUUACGUUCUGUUCUCUGUGUGCUCUGGGGUCGCAAUGGUUUGUUAGGGUUAAUAAUAAAGGGAUGGGAAUGAAUCUUUUGUUCAGAAUAUGGUGGCUGGAACAUCUAUUUUUCUACAAAAACCAAAUAACUGGAAAUUCGGAGAUCUGCUGUGAAUGUGCAAAUAAAUACAAAUAAAUAUUGCGAGUGAA
Xenopus laevis (African clawed frog) is the source of this 2176-nucleotide messenger RNA. It is a transcript of the gene pdcd4.S, whose product is annotated as programmed cell death 4 S homeolog. Gene Ontology annotation, biological process: negative regulation of DNA-templated transcription. NCBI's taxonomy places the organism in Eukaryota, Metazoa, Chordata, Amphibia, Anura, Pipidae. The record is from RefSeq and is a predicted model, not a curated record. The transcript is spliced from 12 exons. Bases 187 to 1554 code for a protein of 455 amino acids. Gene Ontology annotation, cellular component: nucleus; cytosol; cytoplasm.